GCGCUCAGGCCGAACGCGCAUUGACUGACCGCACGAGCAGGAGACGCGUCUGCUGCAGGAGCGUCUGUGUUCUUCUGGACUAAUUUAUAACUCUUGGAUAUUUUUUGUGAACGGGUGGGGUAACGGGAAACAAUACAAAGUGGACUGACUCAGCAAACGAAAAAUAAACAUGCUGUGUGUUCGCAGUUCAGGCGACUGUUUCCGGGACCAGAUGCGCUACAUGAUGAGGUCUCUGCAGGAUCUGAAGCAGAUACGUGAACCCACCGACCAAUCAAAGUGCUCAUAUGCGACUCGAGCAUGUCAAAAAAGGGCACAACAGCGGGAGCAGCUCAGCCGCCUGCGGAAUUCUGACGUCAGUGACGCCAGCACCUACGAUUCGACCUGCUGCCUGGCCAGUCCGCUGGAGGAAGAGGAGGAUGAGGAGGCCAGUGUUGACCGCCUACCUCAAGGCUCCCCGAGCAGCGUGAAAAGUCUGGACUUUGAUUCGGGGUACUCUGAAGCAUCGUGGCAGGAAGAGGGUGUGGUGUUGAGGCGUACGAGGAAUGUACGUGUUUCAUCGUCUGCGUGCGUCCGCACCAACCGAAUCCGACCCAAAUCCACAUCAGACGCAUGCCUGGAGCGCUGGACAUCAUUUGAGGCCAGCGACCCAACGGACUGGACCACGUCUUUGUUAACCCGAGGGCGUAACAGGCAACCAUUGGUUCUUGGGGACAACAGUUUUGCAGAUCUUAUUAAGAACUGGAUGGAUCUUCCAGAAUGCCCAGAUUCUGCAGAACUCAAGCCGAACGCCAGCCGCAAAAUAGCCAAGGACUUUCUGGUCAACAUGCGACGGAAAUUAGCGGGCAUGUCAAAGGGAGUUGAGGAGAGAAAGGCUUGCACUAAACGCAUGUCUUGUCCUGUGGGAUUUCAAGCACCCAAACCGUUCUUUCACCAGUCCCACACAAGUUUGCACCAAUUGGGACCAGACUUUUACCAGUUCAGCGCUGUCAUGACGACAGGGAGUCGACAGCCUAUUAUAUGCAAUGACAUCAUUAGAUACAUCUGACGUUUAUGAAAACGGACUGGAGUUUAUUUCUGAAAACAUCUCAUAUUGAU
This is a messenger RNA of Sinocyclocheilus grahami, 1095 nucleotides long. RefSeq names its product protein FAM212A-like. Lineage: Eukaryota; Metazoa; Chordata; Actinopteri; Cypriniformes; Cyprinidae. Gene Ontology annotation, cellular component: nucleus. The record is from RefSeq and is a predicted model, not a curated record. Gene Ontology annotation, molecular function: protein kinase binding; protein serine/threonine kinase inhibitor activity. The coding region runs from base 170 to 1045 and encodes 291 amino acids. The transcript is spliced from 3 exons.